CAUUUGACAGCUAGUCCAAAGCAAAUUUCAUGAAAGAUCGUCGUAAAACGCUGCUGAUUAAUAGAUUUUAAUAAAGUUUUCGGAAAAUUGCGCUGUUAUUAACAUCAAAAGUGUGAAAAUGGUUGUCCAAACAGCGGAACCUGCUGCGGCAAUCCAAGAUGUCGAGAUGGAAAACGUCGAAGACAUCGAGGUAGCAAAAAAAGAUGCUGAGUUAAUGAGCGUUCAGGAGAUUCGGGAGCACGCUCGGCAAAUCGACAAAGCGGUCGUCAGCAAAGAACCGAGAUUUAUAUUGCGUGUGCUGAGAUCUCUGCCAAAUACGAGACGAAAACUCAGCUUGGUAGUAGUGCGAUCAUUAGCAGUGCAACUUUAUCCUGCUGGUUCAGAACGAGACGGUAUCUUGACAUACAUUGAAGAGUUCCCGGAAGGCAGCCAGGAGCCGGAGCUACCAAGACCGCGAGCUGCGAUUAAGAGUCCUCUGCCGGAAGUGGAUGCCUACUUUCAUUUGCUUUUGUUGGUAAGACUGUUGGAUAAAAAUGAGCUAGCGAAAGCGUCGAAAUGCUCCCAAGAUUUGAUGGCAAAGAUUGUAGGUCAAAACCGAAGGUCUUUGGAUCUAAUAGCUGCAAAGAGCUACUUUUAUCACUCUAGAGUUGCGGAGUUAAAUAGCGAUCUGGAGAGCAUUAGAGGUUUUCUGCACUCUAGAUUGCGAACCGCUACACUGCGAAACGAUUUUGAGGGACAAGCCGUUUUGAUCAAUUGCUUGUUGAGAAACUAUUUGCACUAUUCAUUGUACGAUCAAGCUGACAAACUGGUCAAUAAAUCGGUCUUUCCGGAAACAGCCAGCAAUAAUGAAUGGGCUCGGUUUCUUUAUUAUCUGGGUCGUAUCAAGGGAGCUAAGUUGGAUUACAGUGCCGCCCACAAACAUCUUGUUCAAGCACUGCGCAAAGCUCCCCAGCAAGCGGCCGUAGGUUUCCGCCAAACGGUUCAGAAAUUGGUGAUAGUUGUUGAGCUUCUUCUCGGAGACAUUCCCGAGAGGCAAAUUUUUCGACAAGCUGCUCUACGUCGUUCUCUUGGUCCUUACUUUCAACUUACCCAAGCUGUGCGAUUGGGGAACCUGCAGCGCUUCGGAGAGGUGCUUGAAAAUUUCGGUGAUCAGUUUCGUCAGGACCAUACGUUCACUCUGAUCAUUCGUCUGCGACACAAUGUUAUUAAGACCGCUAUUCGAUCCAUUGGGCUUUCCUAUAGCCGCAUUAGUCCUCAAGACAUUGCCCGUAAGCUUGGACUGGACUCUCCUGAAGAUGCAGAAUUCAUUGUUGCAAAAGCAAUUCGUGACGGCGUUAUUGAAGCAACUCUUGACCCGGAGAAGGGUUAUAUGCGCAGUAAGGAAAGCACCGAUAUAUAUUCGACCCGCGAACCACAGUUGGCGUUUCACCAGCGCAUCAGCUUCUGUCUGGAUUUGCACAACCAAAGUGUGAAAGCGAUGCGUUACCCGCCUAAAUCGUACGGCAAGGAACUAGAGAGUGCCGAAGAGCGACGCGAACGCGAGCAACAGGAUCUUGAGCUGGCCAAAGAAAUGGCCGAGGAGGACGAUGAUGGAUUCUAAAUAAGGUUUAGCAAUGCGUUUAGUGUCGGUUCGUAUAUUUAAUCCAGCAUUGUUCAACUCAACUUACAUAAAUUUAUUCUGAUCCACAAUAAAUUGCUUUGCCAUUGCA
Messenger RNA from Topomyia yanbarensis, 1709 nucleotides. RefSeq names its product probable 26S proteasome non-ATPase regulatory subunit 3 (gene Rpn3). The record is from RefSeq and is a predicted model, not a curated record. Gene Ontology annotation, molecular function: enzyme regulator activity. Gene Ontology annotation, biological process: ubiquitin-dependent protein catabolic process; regulation of protein catabolic process. Gene Ontology annotation, cellular component: proteasome regulatory particle, lid subcomplex; proteasome complex. The coding region runs from base 119 to 1600 and encodes 493 amino acids. The transcript has a single exon. NCBI's taxonomy places the organism in Eukaryota, Metazoa, Arthropoda, Insecta, Diptera, Culicidae.